Lutra lutra (Eurasian river otter) is the source of this 5424-nucleotide messenger RNA. It is a transcript of the gene BNC2, whose product is annotated as basonuclin 2. The record is from RefSeq and is a predicted model, not a curated record. Lineage: Eukaryota; Metazoa; Chordata; Mammalia; Carnivora; Mustelidae. Gene Ontology annotation, cellular component: nucleus. Gene Ontology annotation, biological process: regulation of DNA-templated transcription. Bases 195 to 3539 code for a protein of 1114 amino acids. The transcript is spliced from 9 exons.
GGGAGGGAAAGAAAGGCCGAGACAGAAGGAGCGAGAGGCGGCCGAGGGGCUGGUCCAGGCGCGGCCGCUAAGAGGAGACCAAGAGGCGGGGGCUGCACUUGACAACCAGCAUGCCGAGAUGGUGCACCUCUGCCAGUGAAGUCUUCUUGUUGACCAUCUCGUUUCACCAGUGACGGAACCUUGGUGAAGGUGUGAUGGGACAAACAUGUUUGCAUUUGUCAGAAGAGGCAGAAGUGGAUGUGAGAGAAAGAGAGACACAGAGAGACAGAGAGCCAAAGAGGGCAAGAGACUUGACUUUAAGAGACUCCUGUACUGACAACUCCAUGCAGUUCGGAACCAGAACGACUACAGCUGAACCAGGGUUCAUGGGGACAUGGCAAAACGCUGAUACUAACCUCUUAUUCAGAAUGUCCCAACAGGUUCCAGUGGCAUGUGCUGGCAGAGUGCUGGGUGCAGACUUCUGCCCAAACCUGGAGGAGCCAGACCAGAGGCUGGAAGUCCAGGCCAUCCGUUGCACACUGGUAAACUGCACUUGUGAAUGUUUUCAGCCGGGGAAGAUUAACCUGAGGACUUGCGAUCAGUGUAAACAUGGCUGGGUGGCACAUGCCUUGGAUAAGCUCAGCACGCAGCACCUGUACCACCCCACCCAGGUGGAGAUCGUGCAGUCCAACGUGGUGUUCGACAUCAGCAGCCUGAUGCUCUACGGGACGCAGGCGGUGCCCGUGCGGCUAAAGAUCCUGCUGGACCGUCUCUUCAGUGUCCUGAAGCAGGAGGAGGUGCUGCACAUACUACAUGGCCUGGGCUGGACGCUGCGGGACUACGUCCGGGGGUACAUCCUUCAGGAUGCUGCCGGCAAGGUACUGGACCGCUGGGCCAUCAUGUCUCGAGAAGAGGAAAUCAUCACCCUUCAGCAGUUUCUGCGGUUUGGAGAAACCAAGUCCAUUGUGGAGCUGAUGGCAAUUCAAGAGAAAGAAGGGCAGGCUGUAGCUGUACCAUCUUCAAAGACAGACUCAGACAUAAGGACUUUCAUUGAGAGCAAUAAUCGCACCCGGAGUCCCAGCCUUCUUGCUCACCUAGAGAACAGCAACCCUUCCAGCAUUCAUCACUUCGAAAACAUCCCCAACAGCCUUGCAUUUCUGCUUCCAUUCCAGUACAUAAACCCAGUCUCGGCCCCACUGCUAGGAUUGCCUCCAAACGGGUUACUGUUAGAGCAACCGGGACUAAGGCUGCGGGAACCAAGCCUUUCCACCCAGAAUGAAUACAAUGAGAGCAGUGAAUCUGAAGUAUCUCCCACACCUUAUAAGAAUGAUCAGACACCCAAUAGAAAUGCCCUGACCAGCAUUACUAACGUGGAGCCCAAAACCGAGCCAGCCUGCGUAUCUCCCAUUCAGAAUUCUGCCCCAGUCAGUGAUCUGACCAAAACUGAACACCCAAAAAGCUCCUUCCGGAUUCACCGGAUGAGAAGGAUGGGUUCAGCCUCUAGGAAAGGAAGAGUGUUUUGUAACGCAUGUGGGAAGACAUUCUAUGACAAAGGUACUCUCAAAAUUCAUUAUAAUGCUGUUCACCUGAAGAUCAAACACCGAUGCACCAUCGAAGGUUGCAACAUGGUCUUUAGCUCCCUCCGAAGCCGGAAUCGCCACAGUGCAAACCCUAAUCCUCGCCUCCACAUGCCCAUGCUACGAAAUAACCGAGACAAAGAUUUAAUUCGGGCCACAUCAGGAGCUGCCACCCCCGUCAUAGCAAGUACAAAAUCAAAUCUCACACUCACAAGCCCUGGCCGGCCCCCAAUGGGUUUUACCACUCCCCCACUAGACCCCGUCUUACAGAAUCCUCUGCCUAGCCAGCUGGUGUUUUCUGGGCUAAAGACUGUACAGCCAGUUCCUCCAUUUUAUAGAAGUUUACUCACUCCAGGGGAAAUGGUGAGUCCUCCAACCUCCCUCCCGACCAGUCCCAUCAUUCCAGCCACUGGUACCAUAGAGCAGCACCCCCCACCACCCUCUGAGCCCACAGCACCAGUACUGAUGAUGGCCACUCACGAGCCCAGUGCUGACCUGGCGCCCAAGAAGAAGCCCAGGAAGUCCAGCAUGCCUGUGAAGAUUGAGAAGGAGAUCAUUGAUACCGCUGAUGAGUUUGAUGAUGAAGAUGAUGACCCCAACGAUGGUGGAGCUGUGGUCAACGACGUGAGCCAUGACAAUCAUUGCCACUCCCAAGAGGAGAUGAGUCCAGGCAUGUCUGUGAAGGACUUUUCUAAACAUAGCAGGACCCGGUGCAUUUCAAGGACUGAAAUAAGAAGGGCUGACAGCAUGACUUCCGAGGACCAAGAACCUGAGCGGGACUAUGAGAAUGAGUCUGAGUCUUCAGAGCCCAAACUAGGCGAGGAGUCCAUGGAAGGGGAUGAGCAUAUUCACAGUGAAGUGAGCGAAAAAGUCCUGAUGAGCAGUGAGAGGCCUGAUGAGAACCACAGUGAGCCCUCUCACCAGGAUGUCAUCAAGGUGAAGGAAGAAUUCACAGAUCCCACUUACGACAUGUUUUACAUGAGCCAGUAUGGACUGUACAAUGGUGGGGGAGCCAGCAUGGCAGCCCUGCAUGAAAGUUUUACAUCGUCUCUGAAUUAUGGCAGCCCUCAGAAGUUCUCCCCAGAAGGAGACCUGUGUUCUAGCCCAGACCCCAAAAUCUGUUACGUGUGCAAGAAGAGUUUCAAAAGCUCCUACAGUGUGAAGCUUCACUAUAGGAAUGUUCACUUAAAAGAGAUGCAUGUCUGCACGGUGGCUGGCUGCAAUGCUGCCUUCCCCUCUCGCCGAAGCAGAGACAGAAACAGAAAUUUACGGAUGGAAAGAACCAUAGGUCCAGGACAUCGAGACAGCCUGCAUCUCCGUAGACACAGUGCCAACAUAAACCUGCAUCGCAAACUGUUGACCAAAGAACUCGAUGACAUGGGCCUGGACUCAGCGCAGCCCUCCCUUAGCAAGGACCUCCGGGAUGAAUUUUUGAUGAAGAUCUAUGGUGCCCAGCACCCCUUGGGGCUCGAUGUCAGGGAAGAUGCCUCCUCUCCCGCAGGGACUGAAGACUCCCACCUGAAUGGGUAUGGGAGAGGCAUGGCAGAGGACUACAUGGUCCUUGACCUGAGCACCACCUCCAGCCUGCAGUCCAGCAGCAGCAUCCAUUCCUCCCGAGAAUCCGACGCGGGCAGCGACGAGGGGAUUCUUCUCGACGACAUCGACGGGGCGAGUGACAGUGGGGAGUCCGCACACAAGGCCGAGGCCCCUGCCCUCCCGGGCAGUUUAGGGGCCGAAGUUCCAGGAUCUCUGAUGUUCAACAGCUUGUCCGGGAGCAAUGGUGGGAUCAUGUGCAACAUUUGCCACAAAAUGUACAGCAACAAGGGGACUUUGAGAGUGCACUACAAAACUGUGCAUUUGCGAGAAAUGCACAAGUGCAAAGUCCCCGGUUGCAAUAUGAUGUUUUCCUCUGUGCGAAGCCGAAACCGGCACAGUCAGAACCCUAAUCUCCACAAAAACAUUCCCUUCACUUCAGUAGAUUAGGCUCAGAACGGACACUACAGAUGCCAGCUCUCACCAGAUGGCCUACAUAUUUGAACUGCCAUAGUCAGUGUGUGCUUGUGUACUUGGGUAUGUGUGUAUGUGUGCGUGUGUGUGUGUGUGUGUGUGUACACAUGUACGCCUCUGUGUCUACAUACACACACAUGCAUCUUUUCUUUAGAUAUAAAAAGAUAAACACUAGGUGCUUUUGAAAUUGUUUUCUUUUUCCUUUAUAGUUUUGGGAAAGGGGUGGGAACUUUAAUUUGGGAGUGAAAACAGAGUACCCUUAAAACACACAUACACACACAUACACAAAGUGUGCAACUAGCCCAAAUUCUGAAAGAAUAAGAAUUCUCGGUCCUCUCCAGAGGGACAGUUUGUUGUACCCAUGACUGUUGCCUGCAAAGAAAUAAAUAAAAGGGGAAAAAAAAGAAAAAAGAAACAAAAAAGGAACUUCUUACAGUUGUCUUUUGUGAACUUUAAGGUUUUGAGAGAAUCUUCAAUUAAAGCAUGGCAGAUUCACCUGUAAAUAUUUAGCCUUGAGAGGCCAAUGAUGUAAAGCAAUUGUAUUGAUGGUUGUUUAACUCUUUUGUUUAAUUUUUACAGUUACAUCCAGCUGUUAGAUAUGCAGGAGAAAAAUAGUUUGCUGGCUAGCUCUAUUCAUUUAUGUUAGCAUUAAUGCACAUUUUUUUUUUUUUUUUUUUUUGAAGAAAAACCAUGGUCUUGUUUUUACUACCUGCUAGAUAGUGAUAAAGAGGUGCUGGCAUGCUUUACAGCACAGAUCUGAUUUUUUAAAAUGUCCUGUACUAGUACAUAAAUCCAGUCAUGCACUUUUUUCAUACACUACAAGGGGAUGUGUAAUAUCCAUGCUUCUUUUUUUAUCCUUAAACUAUUGCCAUACUUCAAGUAAGUGUCUUUUUAAAAAAAUUCACUUGUAUAAAAAUGGUCUGGUCAGUAUAGGGCACAAAUGCCAAACAAAAGUAUUAGUGUUAACACAAAACUGCCAACUUUGCACAAGUUUCCAGAAAAGAAAAUACAAUUAGUCACUCAACAUAACCACAGGCCAAUUUGCCGGCCACCAGAAAACCGCUUUAAAAAAAGAACACUUGGUGAUUCUUUCCAGUGCCGAAUGUUAUUAGAAUCAACAUUGCAUCCUUCUUGCUUAUAUGCUAAGUUACAUAAAAGGAAAACAAAAUUAUGUGGUGUGAAAUAGCGAAGGCAUUUACUCUUCAGAGGCAGGAUAAUAUUUCAGGAUACAAAAGCCCAAGUUACUCACUAUGGAACAAAGCUGAAAAUAGUAAAAGUGUUGAACACUCAUUUCCAAGGACCUAACCCUUCUCCUUUAAAAAGAAAGAAGUAAGUCCGCACUGGGUUGGUCUGUUGUAUGGCUGUCUAAUUUUUUGCAAGUUAGGCAGUCGUCCUAUGAUUCAGGCCCGUUUGAUAGACAAAAUCAAAAGACAUUUCACAGCGGCAGUUACUCAGAAGCUUUGAAAACAUGUGCUGAACUUGAAUUGAGCAACACUCCUUUCUGAAAAGCCAGACGAAGGGGGGUUUAAAAUAGGAUCUCUCACUGUUGAGUGUUUUGUGUUUCCCCACAUGAUUUGUCAGAGAGAAAUGAAAGCAAGCCUGAAACCCAGCAAUUGAGAGUGAGAAAGAGGGGGAGACAAUUCUCCAAACCUUUUUUGUUUUGUUUUGUUUUGUUUCCGAUGUUUACACAUGUUGCCUGAGCUGGUUAACCACAUGGGCAGCCCUCAGCUACCACAACAUACUGACUAAAUGAUGAUAUUUACUCAAGUUCAGUCUGCAGCCAAAACCAUUAGGACAUGCAUUGCAGACUGUGUUUUGUUGUCUUUUUUUUUUUUUUUUUUUUUUAAGUGGAGGGGGGAAA